AUGGCUCCGCCUGGAGAGAUAGUCCAACUUUCUACGCUUGCCGCAGCGCUCCGCGAUACGAGGUCGGAUGAUUACCGCGACGCUCGAUUUUCCAAGGUCGACUAUAUGUUCUGGAAACCCGAGGGAAGGUUGAACCGUGUCGGUGCCGCCGCCCUCGAUGCAUUCGCCGAGCUCGCCACCUGUCAACCUGAUCAAUCUGUUGCGGUGGCGGCUGUCCUCGACCACGGCGGCCACAUCGAGAUAUACAUCGCAGGAGACACAGAGGAGGUUCCUCCCUCAGUCGUCCGCCACCUAGGCAACAUCUGCGCCCGCAUCCUUAGCAUCCGCACCGCCGUCGAGGCUUCGUCUAAUCCUACGGCCAUACUCGAGAUGAUACGUGAAAACCCCCAUGUCUCAGAAGGCUCUUUGGAGCCCGCCCUUGAUGCUCUCCGUAUCCUCGAACUGGACUUGUACAGGUACUCCAUCGGGCGCGUCCGCGCACACGCCACUGCAGACCCACAACUCCGCUGGAUAGACGGUCUCAGCUUCCUAAUCGCUCGUCUCAAAUGCCCACCCGCCGCAGCCCUGGAUGAUCUAUCCGAUGGAGAGCGGGCUGCUUUGAAGCUCCUGCAACGAUCUGCGCGCGUACAGCGGUACCUCUCAAAGCUCGACGAGGCGAUUAUCCGCUUGCAAGGAUUACUUGCCGCGGAACCGGCUACCGACCUCGACGAUGUGCGCCUACGCGAAAUAUCCCUCGCCCUGGCACUCGAUCUACACCCGCUUGAGAAAGACAUGCCGUACUUCGACCAGUUCAUCUCCGCGUACAUCACCCGUAAAACCGGUACCGCUCCCCACACGCCGCUUAGCACGCACGCAUGGCUGAAGAAAGUGUGUUGUGUGGCCAUCGCGUUCCGGGGUUUGACCGGCAUCCUCGUCACGCCCGCCCUCUCCGCCAUGUUCGGCGCCCGCGUACGCAUCCAUCCUAUCGUCAACACUCCGCCCAAACGGCCAUAUGACGUGGCGCCCACGGCCGACGACAUCAAGGUCACGAUCGCUACGCACGGAAUGGUCAAAUACACCGCGAGCACCUUUAUUCCUGGCCGUCCAGAGUUAUUCAACGAUCUCGCCGCUGAACUCGCGGCAGCAGCAGCCAAGAGAGGCCACGCGACUCACAUCCAUUGUGAAUGCGCCCUGCUUUGUUACCUCUGGGCGCAUGGCCAGACGAUGCUGCCGUACGUCGGGCUUUCGAUGGCACCGUGCAUAUUCUGUGCCAUCUACUUCAUGGCCUACCGCGACAUCCGGGGAAUCGAAACGUCUACGCGCGGGACAGAAGGACAGAUAACCGCCGCCGCUUGGAUGUGCCCCGAUUUUCCCGACCUUCCUGAGGAUGCUGCGGCCUUCCAGUCACAGCUCUAUGAGAGGCUUCGCCAGUACAUCCAGAAGAGGCUUCUCGACGAGCAUUUCCGAAGACAGAAAAUAAGCGGCGCAACCUAUGCCUCUACCGCGCCCUUGACGAGCUCAAACAAACCCGACCAGGACCGCCGCUACGCGCUCGACAGAUUUGUUACUUGA
This is a messenger RNA of Trametes versicolor FP-101664 SS1, 1551 nucleotides long. RefSeq lists its product as uncharacterized. The record is from RefSeq and is a predicted model, not a curated record. Lineage: Eukaryota; Fungi; Basidiomycota; Agaricomycetes; Polyporales; Polyporaceae. The transcript has 4 exons. Bases 1 to 1551 code for a protein of 516 amino acids.